Aureobasidium vineae is the source of this 2805-nucleotide messenger RNA. The record is from the annotation of a GenBank genome assembly. NCBI's taxonomy places the organism in Eukaryota, Fungi, Ascomycota, Dothideomycetes, Dothideales, Saccotheciaceae.
AUGCGAUGCAGCCCUCUGUCGUCGGCGCUGGCCCUUGGCUGCGCCGUCCUGUCUGGCCUGCCGUCGCCAGUCGACGCCGCCUUCAUCACCUUCGACAAUUGCCUCGACGAGAACAUCCGCAAUUCGAACCCCCUGCAUCUGCAGUUCAUCCCGCUCUUUGUCGACGCCCGCUUCAACACCUCUGACCCCAACCGCAAUCUCAAUCUCACCAUCUACGGCAAUGUCAGCGGCCAGGCCACCCAAGGCAACUACCCGCCUCCCGACGAUCCGCUAUGGUCGAAUCCGAACGACACGUUUGGCAAGAUAGUCGACCUCUCGCCCUCCAACAACAGAUACUCGACCCUCUUCCAGCGCUACCAAGUCCUCACCUUUGACGCCUACCAGGCCGAGCCCAGUCGCUUCUGCAAUUCGACCCUCAACGACUCGUGUCCCUUGGGGCCUUCCUUCUUUGCCAACCCUUACGAUCCCGAAGAGCUCUCGGCCUUCUCGGUGAGCCAUGACUUCUACAGUCCGUAUGCUUUUGCGACCAUUGCCACCACCAUUUCCGCAGAGUCCGGUGAUGCCGGCGCUCCAGACAUCGCGUGCAUUUCUGCAAACAUCACCCCUGCUCUUGGACAAACCUUGUCAGGCCUUUUGAGAUACCUUCCCGUCGCCAUCCUUAUACUUGUGGCUGUUGCGACCGCUGCUGCCGGUAUAUACUCUCCAUGGGGCUCUACCGACCCCUUCAAAUGGACUACCAACUACGGCCGUGAUCAGGAUCUGCUGCGUCUUGUGACACCAGGUUUCGGUGACUGCUUACAAUACAUACAGUUUAUUUUCUUGACUGGCGCGCUUAGCCUCAACUAUCCUGGCUAUUAUGCACCAGUCACCAAGCAGGCGAGCUGGUCCGCUCUGCUUUUCAACUCAAGUUACGUCUCUCAUGGAGACGGCACCCAAUCUCUUCAGGAUGGAAUAUACAUUACUAAUGGAACUUAUGGCAUGACUCGCAUGAGCCAGCUGGUGGGAAUGACUGCAGUGCGCGACAUCUGGGCUUGUAUGGCUGUCUGGCUACUGGUUGUCGCAGUUGCCGUCGUCCUCCUCUGUCAGCUGGCCUUCCUUGUGCGUUGGCUGGUUCGCCUUCUCGCCAAUACCCCAGAAGAGGAUCUUCGACAGAAAAACUGGCCUCUGAGUGGUGGCAUGGUAGUGCGCAUCAUCUUCAACUAUUUCCUCCUCCCAAUCGUCGCCAUUUCCAUGUUCCAAUUGAUAGUGGCGCCUCGCUCGCCUCCUUCGGUUGUCGCCAUGGCUGUUAUACUUCUACUUGCCAUCAUUGCCCUCGCUCUCUGGAUCCUUAACCUUAUUUUCCGCACGAAACCACGCGCGUAUCUCUUCGACGAUCUCCCAACCGUCUUGCUUUACGGUCCGCUUUACAAUACCUACUCUGACGAGGCGGCUCCCUUCGCUCUCAUUCCUGCCAUUCUUACUUUCAUUCGAGGUAUCGCCAUCGGAGCGGUACAGCCUUCGGGUAUUGCACAGCUGGUCAUUAUGGCCAUCUGCGAGGUUAUUCUUAUACUAACGCUUCAUGCGUUCCGGCCCUUCCACUCGCCAACCCACAUGAACGCCUAUCAUACAUUCUUCGCUUCAGCAAGACUUGCGACUGUUCUCCUGAUGGUCGCGUUCGUGCCAUCUCUGGGUGUCACUGAGGCGCCCAAAGGGUGGAUUGGCUAUGCAAUCCUUUUGGUCCAUGGUAUAGUUCUCAUCUUUGGUUUCUUUAUGAACGCCUUGCAGACUCUUCUAGAAGUCUUUGCUCGUAUGGCAGGUGCAGGAGGUGAUCCUCAACACGGAGCACAGAGAGGAGGUCUGAUAUCUUUCGGUUGGCGUCAGCUUCGCAAGCGGCAACCAGCCAACGACUCGGACGCCAAAUCGCUCAACCUGAUGGGAGGACGUUCGAGAAGCAUGUCAGCCAGCUCUCAGAUGAUGCUUAGCCAGCAUUUGUCUGACAAGCGUGCUAGUGGCGGCUUCGAUCAGUUCGCCCAGUCCGAAUAUGCGUACACUCCGACAGUGGAAACGCCGACCACCCCUUACAGUGCUGUUCCACCAUCCAGCGGCUCUGUUGCGGGAGCUGUUAGUUCUGGCAAGCGUCCAGUCCUGGGUAUCAAGACAGAACAGCCUCUUUCUGAUCCAUAUUAUCGAGCACCUCGCCCGCGCAGAAACACCAACGACCCGUAUACUCCAGAUAAAGGCAAAGGAUUUGAAGUAGUCCGCAGUUCUCGCAUGCCUGCCAACAUGACACGCGAACCUAUUGAGGACGAGGAAGGGCAAGAACUGCAAACCUCUCCACCCAUGAAUUAUCAGCCCUAUUCGGACUCGCCAGACCCACAGUCAAUGGGAGGUGCUCGUAGGUCCAUUAGCCCUGAGAGAUACGGGGACAUGGGCAGUCGCCUCGGCGGGACGUGGAACAAUUUGGAAGUUGAAGAGUCGGACUCUGAGAGCGACAUUACAGACACAAGGCCAUCUUCACCACCAUAUCUUCGACCUAUUUCUCGGACUGGUAGCAUCAGGUUCGACCAAGACGACAAGCCAGAGAGAGCACCUUCAAGUGCAACCGACAAGGACUAUUUCCCGGCGUCACCACCACCGCGUCACCCAUUCCAUGUCGGCAACAGUGUCGGCGAUAACGGAAGGCCUACCAGUAUGGGCACGGUGCAACAACGUGUGACAAGUGACAGCGUCUAUCACAGUGCAGGAGUUGGUGAAGGAAGCAUAGCGGAGAUCGUGACCAACGAUCGAACCAUGAGCAUGGAAUCUCGCCAAUACGCACCGCGAUGA